AUGUCUCGCAUUUCUAUCGCUCUCAAGUGCGUUGCGCUGCUUGCUAGUCUGACGUCGGCUCAAAAUGCAGCCCACGCCCAGGCACCAGCCUGCCCAGCAGCCAAGCACAAUGCGCGCACGGCUACCAAGUAUCCCGGGACGUACGCCGAGGCGCAACAAGCUUGGUUUCAGCGAUGCAAGGCGCUGGGCGACGCCGCCAACAGCAGCGGCAAUACGAUUCCUGCUUUUGCCGGAACGCCUCCACUGGUUGCAUGCGUGGGCGCCGCUGGCGAAGACCUGGGUUGUGUGGUGUUCAACUCGUUUGACGGUGGAUGGGAACUGGCGACGCCGCAAGUAGGAACCUCGCCGAUCGGAUCCUGA
Ceraceosorus guamensis is the source of this 360-nucleotide messenger RNA. RefSeq lists its product as hypothetical. The transcript is spliced from 3 exons. Lineage: Eukaryota; Fungi; Basidiomycota; Exobasidiomycetes; Ceraceosorales; Ceraceosoraceae. The record is from RefSeq and is a predicted model, not a curated record. The coding region runs from base 1 to 360 and encodes 119 amino acids.